AUGUCCGGCACCACCACGACCCUUAGUGGAUUUGGGGUCGUGACAUCAAUAGCUGGUUGGAAACAUUGUAGACCGGUGAUUGAUGUUGAUGCAACUUUUUUUAAGUCAAAAUAUCGUGGUGUUUUAAUGAUUUCAGUUUCAAAGGAUGCAAAUAACCAAAUAUUCCCACUAGCCUUUAGGAUUGCAGAAUCUGAAAAUAACAACUCCUAUGAGUGGUACUUUAGUGAGCUUCACAAUGCAAUUGGGAGCCAUGACAAUUUAAUUUUUUUAUCAGAUAGGCAUCAAUCUAUUGCACAUGGCAUCGCAAAGGUAUAUCCUGAAAGCCACCAUGGGAUUUGUAUCUAUCAUUUGGAGCAGAACCUAAAGCGAAGGAAAGUAAAAAAUGAGGUCAUAGAACUUUUUCAAAGUGCUACAAGAGUAUACAGGCGCAAAGAAUUUGAUUUAUACAUGUCAGAGAUAGCAAAAGUUGAUAAGAAGACUUUUGACUACUUGAUGGUAGAACCACCGGAAAGGUGGGCACGUUCUUGUUGUCCACAACGAAGAUAUGACAUGCUCACAACAAACAUAGUUGAGUCAAUGAAUUUUGUGCUAUUAGAAGCAAGGGAGCUGCCUAUAUUGAGAAUGAUGUAUUUCAUCCAAGUGAAGCUACAACGUUGGUUUUAUGAAAAAAGAAAUGAAGCGGAAGGAACGUUUUAUGAUGUUUCAUGUUGGGUAGAAGAGGAAUUGAAGAAAAAGAUAUAUUUAGAUUUUACUUUAAAUGUCUCCCCUGUUGAUUCAUGGCGUUCUAGAGUUGAGGAAGAGGGAAAUACUUUCUUGGUGGACUUAAACAAAAGAACAUGUGAUUGUUUUCAGUUUCAAUUUGAUGAAUUAAUACAUGCAAUUGCAGCUAUCGAGAAGAGAAACAUCAAGAAGUCCAAUUUCUACUCUGAAUGGUACUUAAAGGAAUCUUGGCUGAAAAUAUAUGAAAGACAAAUACAUCCUGCAAGACAUACGGAUUCUUGGAUUGUACCAGAGAGUGUUAAGUCACAAAUCAUUAAACCUCCAGAUUUCAAGGUCCUGCCAGAUAGAAGACAGAAGAAAAGGCAUAUUCCAGCUACCGAAUCAUCAAAAAUAAUAUUCAAAUGUGGUCGUUGCAGAAGAAUUGGUCAUAACAGAACAUCUUGUAUAUAUUCUCGGCCAGUCCACCCAUUUUCAAGGAAGCAUAGAGAACUAUAG
This is a messenger RNA of Nicotiana attenuata, 1215 nucleotides long. RefSeq lists its product as uncharacterized. The coding region runs from base 1 to 1215 and encodes 404 amino acids. The transcript has 2 exons. Lineage: Eukaryota; Viridiplantae; Streptophyta; Magnoliopsida; Solanales; Solanaceae. The record is from RefSeq and is a predicted model, not a curated record.